UUUUCCCCACUGGAAGUGAAGCGGAAGGAGAAUUUAAAAUAGUUGGGUGAGGGUGAGAAUAUUAUUUGGUUCCCUGGCCUAUUUGAGUAGAAACUAGUAAACUAGUAUUUUCUUUCUCCCCCAUUGUUGUACUGUACUUGAAAAAAUUGCAUUGAAUGGCAAUCCCCUGAAAUUCGGCCAGAUCUGAGAUCUCACUCUUUCUCUCUUAUACGCCACCACCCCUCUUCACUCUUCAAAAACCCCCAAAUCUCAGGGUUAGGGUUACGAAGCCAAUUACAACCACAGAUCCAUCAAUCAAUCCAUCAACAAUGGCGGUCUCGGACGGCGUCGUGAAGAAGAUCAUCCUAUCAUACACCUACGUCGCGAUAUGGAUCUUCCUGAGCUUCACGGUCAUCGUGUACAACAAGUACAUCUUAGAUCGCAAGAUGUACAACUGGCCCUACCCGAUAUCACUCACCAUGAUCCACAUGGCCUUCUGUUCUUCCCUCGCUUACGUCCUCGUUCGCGUUCUCAAGCUCGUUGAGCCUGUUUCAAUGUCCCGCGAUCUCUACCUCCGCUCCGUCGUCCCCAUCGGCGCCCUCUACUCUCUUUCUCUUUGGUUCUCCAACUCCGCCUACAUCUAUCUCUCCGUCUCCUUCAUCCAGAUGUUGAAGGCUCUCAUGCCCGUCGCCGUCUACUCCAUCGGUGUUCUCUUCAAGAAGGAGGGUUUCAAGAACGAGACCAUGGCCAACAUGCUCUCCAUUUCAUUUGGUGUCGCCAUCGCCGCUUACGGCGAGGCCAAAUUCGACACCUGGGGGGUUUCCCUCCAGCUUAUGGCUGUUGCGUUUGAGGCCACGCGCCUUGUUCUCAUCCAGAUUCUGCUCAAUUCAAAGGGGAUCUCGCUUAAUCCUAUCACCUCGCUCUACUACAUUGCGCCCUGCUGCCUCGUGUUCUUGUCGGUUCCGUGGUUGAUCAUGGAGUACCCUUCUCUCAGGGAUAACUCCAGUUUCCAUCUGGAUUUCGUCAUCUUUGGUACUAACUCCUUCUGCGCUUUUGCUUUGAACCUCGCCGUGUUCUUGCUCGUUGGAAAGACUUCGGCUUUGACCAUGAACGUUGCUGGAGUGGUGAAGGACUGGCUCCUGAUUGCGUUUUCGUGGUCGGUGAUUAAGGAUACCGUCACGCCUGUGAAUCUGAUUGGCUAUGGGUUGGCGUUCUUGGGGGUUGCCUACUAUAACCACUCUAAGUUGCAGGCUUUGAAGGCUUCCGAGGCGCAGAAGAAGGCACAGCAAGCUGAUGAGGAGGCUGGGAGAUUGCUGGAAGAGAGAGAAGGGGAAAGUGGCAAUGGAAGGAAGAGCGACAACCAGAGUUGAUUCCAUUCCAUUCGGUUUCAGAUCGGUGGAUGGAUCUUCAUUUUUGGGUGAGAUUUGUUGGAUUCAGCGUCGGUUGAGGCAGGUUUUUUCUUUUUUAAUCGUUUUUGGGUAUGUGGUGUAUUUUACCGUUGUUAGGUAAUUAUCAUUAUUAUUAUUGUUAUUACUGUGAUGAAUAUGUUACUGCUUGAUACCUUAAUCGUUGUUACCUUUUUUUAUAUUUAUUAUUAGAUAAUGUGUAUUGGGGGACUGAGAUCGACAUUUGCAUGUCCCUCCUCAUAUUGCUGAUUCAGUGUUUAUGACUAGAGAAUGAAUUAAGCGAUGUGGAUGUUCCCCCAAGCUCAAUAUUGAUUAGCAUAAGUUAAUGAUUGUUAUCAUGUUUGAAGUCAUUCAGUUUAGAUAAUGUUUGGAACGGAAGAAAAUAAGUUAAGUUUCUGCUUUUACUGCAUUUGGAUUGGAUUCUCUGUUUGGAGUUUGAGACUGCUGGCAAUCAUUCAGAUAGAAAGCGUUUUGAAUUUGAUAUAUGAUAUUGUUUGUCGUUGUUGUUUGUUUUUUUUGAGAUAUAGGAUAGGAAAGGACAGGAAAGACAUAUCUAUCUCUAUGUUCCCGUUAGUAUUGUGAUAAGAAUGAAAUUUACAAGACCUCGGUUUUAACUUUCUAAUCUUAUGUCCUGAAAUGCACUGAUAGUGAAUAAAUUUUACUGUAAAUCUUUGAGUACUUCUUCGUCUUCUAAUCUUCUCUAGGUUUAGGCCCCUUUCUCCGCAUGUUCAACGCUCAAUUAUUUUAGAAUCACUGUGUAUGUUGGUUUUCCUGUCAAAUCACUAGCUUUCAAGUUUGGUGGAACCUGCCCCCCCAACCCCAACAACCACAAUUAUAGAGAAUGACAUGAUUUUUUGGUGGUGGUUUCUCUUUCCUUUUCAAACCAAACCUUCGUUUUUUACACGAACAAGAAUAAUAGUGGUUUGCUUGUUUCACUCUCUACUUAAGCUUCCUGUUCUCUCUAUUCUGUUGGAUUUGCAUGUCCCAUUCGAAUUUAUUGAACUUUGGCCAUAUUGUUUUUUUCUGUGAUUUUCCUUUGAUAAUUUGUAUCAAUCAGUGGUGAUUAGUAAGUGCUAACCUUAAUUUUACUCUAGCCUUCCUGGUAACUACUUUUGGUCGGUUAAGGUUGCUUCGAUUUCUCGCAUGGAUGUGCUAAUCUUGAUAUGUAGCUAGCUUAUGGAGACCGGAGACGGAGAGUAUGUGCUAAUCACAUUUACUCUCUCUCUCUCUCUCACUCUCACUCUCACUCUCACGUGUCCCUCCCUACUCCCUAGCUUGAGUGGUGGUGGUGAUGGCUCUAUAUCGGUGUGUUGUUUGGCUCUAUAUCGGUGUGUUGUUUGAUACGAUAUUGUUUCUUCCCUUGUGAGAUUAUUUUGUCUGUUGUCUCCCCCCAUGAGGAAAGAGGCGCCAUGUGCUGUAAUCUUCUAUUUACAAUAAUUUACUCCUACUGGGUUAAUCUAUGGGCGUUGCUAUAAGUUGUCUUAAACAGAAGAUAUACAACACUUUUCAUGUGAAUUAUCAAUUCUCAGUUGCUUUUCAUUCUUUAACAGAA
Molecule: messenger RNA, 2937 nt
Organism: Arachis stenosperma
Lineage: Eukaryota; Viridiplantae; Streptophyta; Magnoliopsida; Fabales; Fabaceae
Product: probable sugar phosphate/phosphate translocator At5g25400
Exons: 1
Coding region: 309-1349 (346 amino acids)
Cellular component (GO): endosome; Golgi apparatus; trans-Golgi network
Molecular function (GO): antiporter activity
Source: RefSeq, a predicted model, not a curated record